AUGAUUCGAGAUUCUCAGGAUAAAGAAGAAGACGAAGAUCUUCAAGUCAUUCCUUCAAACUAUGUUCCUCCAACUCCUAAAGAGUUUACACCAUCCACUUUUAAGGAAGCAAUCCAAACCCCUGACUUUAAAAAGUUUUUGGGUAUUCUCGGUGCAGCAGGGACCAUUUUUUUAUUGCUUAUUACGACCAUGAUGUGUUAUGCUUUGGGGAAUUUACACCAUUCCACGACCAAAGUUCAUAACUUGCGAAUGCUUGCUGUUGAUCUUGAUGGAGGAGCAAUAGGAGCUGCGAUGAUUUCUGGGCUUGAGUCUGCACAAGCAUUGACAUUUCCAAGGUUUAUUGUGGAUAAUACAACGGAUCAUACACCUGAGUCAGUUUAUCAUGAAGUAUUUAAGGGAAAUUACUGGGGUGCAGUUUACGCCGCGGAGAACGCAACGGAGCAACUGCAUGCGGCCUUGGGGGACGCACAAAUUGCGGCGGAGUAUGACCCUACAACGGCGUUAUAUUAUGUAUGGAAUCAAGCACAUUAUACAUCCAUGUCAAAUGGAGUUAUUAAGAGCAGUCUGGUGUCGAUUGGUACAAUUACACAGCGGGCUUUGGUAGCAAUGCACGGACGAGCCAUGUUUGGGAUGGUUGGCCAAGACCCAAGUGAUGCGCAAUUACAAGUGUUGGGGACACCUGUGGAUUCGACGGAGAUAAACAUUCAGCCAACCCCGCAAUUGACUGCAUUUUUAUAUAAUACAAUUUGCAUGGUUAUUGUUAUUCUUAUUAUGUUUUUCUUUAUGUUGGGGACCAAUAUGAUUGCAGUUGAGAAUCAAAUUUAUGCAAAAGUCCGACCGUUGGUUAGUUUUGGGACCCGUCAUGGGUUUGCAUUUUUCUUUGGGUUUAUGUAUUCGUUAAUUGCUACAGGUGCAAUUUGGUGGUUCCGUGAAGGUUGGGUUGUUAAUGGAAAUCAAUUUGUAUUAACAUGGAUGUCAUUUUGGCUUAUGAUGGCUGUUAAUUUUGUUUUCCUUGACUGUUUUGCUUGUUUUUUCCCACCUGCUGUGUUCCCUAUUGUUGUUUUAACUUGGAUUAUUAUGAAUGUCAUGAGUGCUAUUGUUCCACUCCCAUUGACUCCUGGGUUUUAUCAUUGGAGUACUGCUCUUCCUGGAUUUAAUAUGUAUAACCUUAAUACGUCUAUUUGGGCUCGUGGAGCAUCACCCAUUGCUUACCGGGCACUACCUAUAUUGUUUGGAUGGCUAGUGAUAUCACUUGUCAUCAAUGUUAUUGGGCAUUAUAAGAGAUGUGAGGUAGCACGUAAGGCAGCAGGGAUUUCUUGUGUUGAUACUCGACAGAUUUUACGGGAAGCCAUGUGA
Magnusiomyces paraingens is the source of this 1356-nucleotide messenger RNA. RefSeq lists its product as uncharacterized. The record is from RefSeq and is a predicted model, not a curated record. NCBI's taxonomy places the organism in Eukaryota, Fungi, Ascomycota, Dipodascomycetes, Dipodascales, Dipodascaceae. The coding region runs from base 1 to 1356 and encodes 451 amino acids. The transcript has a single exon. Gene Ontology annotation, cellular component: membrane.